Molecule: messenger RNA, 4444 nt
Organism: Cataglyphis hispanica
Lineage: Eukaryota; Metazoa; Arthropoda; Insecta; Hymenoptera; Formicidae
Exons: 1
Coding region: 2463-3281 (272 amino acids)
Source: RefSeq, a predicted model, not a curated record
AACAACAACAACAUUAACAUAAUGUAAACAUGUCGCAAACAUAAUGUAAACAAAUUGCAAAAACUUUACAUCAAUCUUGCAAAAAGUGCGCACAAGUUUGAAAGAAACUUAUAUCUAUUUCUAGAAAUUAAAUUUCUAAUUUGCAAAUUGUUGAGUCAUAUUAUAUACAUACUUUUCUUGCUCUCUCUUUGUAUUUCCAUACCGGUACGAUAAUCUGGCAUUAUAAUUAAAUGUCGAAAACAGAAUAUAAAAAAAAAUUUAAUGCAUUUCGAUUUAAUAACUUUAAUAUAUAUCUUCUAAUUUUUUUGCAUGAAGAAUGUUUAUUUUUAUUUGUUAAACGAUCAAGAGAGUUUUCCAUAAAAAAUUUAAUAAAAUAACACACAUACAAUUAAAAAAAAUAUAAAAAUGGAUUAAGAGAAAUAAAGUAAAAAAACAAAUCAUAAAGAAAUAAUAAACGAGUAAAGAAAUAGAUAUAAAUUCGAUAUUAUAUAAGAUAUUCCAAAGAUCAGAAAAUGUAUUUAAACUACAUUAUAUGUGAUGAUUAUAAAAUUUAAUUUUCAUGAUACACGCUUCUACGGAUAACGAAUGAAUUAGGACUAUACACUUAAAAUUUUAAGGGUUUUUUUGCAUCUAAACAUAUCCGCGUGCAUACACUUGAUGAAAAAAAUAAUAGUAAAUAAUAGUAGAAGUUAGAAUAAAAAAAGCAUUUUCAGGAGCGCUUUCACACGAGACACGCGUUCUUCUAAAAGAAAAAAAAAAGCGGGCACGUCUGGGAACCCCAUGAGUACCUGAUGAUUCCACCUCAACUGGUUCACGCGACAUGCAAGCAGAAAGCCCGGCACGGUAUUACUCAAGAAAGGGAGAGUGGAAGGGGCAAGCAUGUUUGCGUAAAUGCCAUUUCAAAUACUUUUAUGUGAAAGUGGCGAUUUUUUUAUAUUUUUGGCGGCGAUGAUGGUGGAUGAGUGGUACUUUUCGCCUGUCCGUUGGUUCAAAAUUUUUAUCGACGCACGAAUAAUGAAGUUCAAAAUUCCAUCCGCGAUAAGAUCAGUAAUCGGGAUCCUCAGGUACCCGACCUUCCACGAACAUGUCUCAUCCGGCGAAAUACAUCGAGUUUCGGAGAACGACGACGGUAAUCGAUUAACUGGGAAUCUUUUCCCAUGAAAGAGUAAUCACAUGGCUUCAGGUCGAUCAGGUGCGAACGUCAAUGCGGGAAAAUUGUGUCGCGCGUAAACGUCAAAAGGGAAAGGCGUUGCGUUACUUUCAAAGUAAAAACUUCCUCGAAGUCUGCGGUGCAUACAGCGUAAUCGUAACCGUCCUCAUCACCAUCGCGAACAGACAGAGAAGAUAGUUGCCGGACAUUCCGUUUGAAGAUGCGAUUCUGCGAAGUACGAGCCAAUCAAUCUCGUCUUUCCGCUUUAAGUGAACGCCGAGCUGAUGACGUCGACAUCCGAGGCGAAUAGCGAUGUCAUGUUAAGGGAACCGGUGGUGGCGGUGAUCCGUCGAAAGGAAACGAAGAGCUGAUGACGUCAAAAAGAAGGAGGGCGCAUAUUCUCGAUGAAGAAGAAGAAGAUGAAGAAAAAGUCGCCGCAUCGCGCAAAUGAAGAUUCUCCUCUCCGGGGCCUCGGUCCCGGUAUCGAGGGGCUGCGGACAAGACGCGGACAAAGGAGAGGGGGCGAUUAGUCACACGUCUUCGCGUGUACCGGCACGCGUAAGCCCCCCCCGUUAAAGUGGGGCAACACUACCCACGUGCGCGUUCGCGAGCAGGAUAAAAAAUCCUUCGGGGAUCAGGGAAUACUCAGUUUUGAGCAAACCAUUAAGCGAGACGAAGCCGAAGACGAACGAGAAACGGAAGUCGAAGUCUCUCGGCUUGCAAGAGACUCUCCCAACAAUUCGAUUGCAUCGUGUAAUCUCGCCAAGUCCGCUGGGGAGAUCCACAAAACCAUCGGGGGCUCUCUUGUGCUGGUCAGUGUCGCACUGACCGAGCUUCGACUAGUGAACCAAUAUCGGCAAACAGUCAGGCUAUAAAACAGCUAGUUCGUCGAAAUAUUUUGGACUUACGUCACAGGAUUCGCCGAACGACUGGUCGAAACUGAACAUUUGCAAUCAGAUAUUGACGCAUCGCGUAUUCGCAUCUCUUAAUAUCUCACGGUGAAACACGCGCCGUCUCGAUCUUAUCGAAUCUCAAGGAAAACUCGAUAGAGAUCAAAUUCUUUGAAGAGAAACCGUUUUAUAAAAUCAAACAUUUGAGGAAGCGCAAGAAUUGACUUUGAGUUAUAAUCCCUCAAUUUCAAUAUCUUCAUCACGAUUGCGUAAGCAAUUCGGUAGAGAUCGAAAGUGCCUGAAUUGAAGGCGCCAACGACGCUGUUAACAGAGAAGAAGCCGCUAAUAAAGCGAUUGCAUCAGCGACAAAGAGUGCCGACCUCUGCAGAAUCUAAUUUUCAAACGAGUUUCAAAUUGACAUAAUGGCAGUAUUCGGCGUCAGAUUGUGCCUGCCUGUUCUUUUCGCUUGUGUUGUCAGCACGUCAGUUGUCCAAGGUCGGAAUCUGAGACGACGACACAAUCAUCAUUCUCAUCCAGAUUAUUAUCCAAAUUUUGAGGAAUCGAUGCCGCGUGAUUUGUCAAGACGCUUGGAGGAUGAUCUGGAGUACCAGCAAGAUUCCUACAGGAGACAGAUGGAACUCGAUCGUCCCGCGAAAUACAAAGAGCGAAUAUUGCCGUCUCGUCGAUACAAACACGUGUAUGAUCUAAGGAAUUAUGCCGAAUCCUUACGGCGAAAGGAUGAAAUAGGCAGGCAAGAGGACAUUAUCGAGGAUGCCUCGACGAAAUAUGUCGUCCGCGGGAAACGUCACAACAGACACGGCGGCCCAAUCUAUCAGAAUAUCAACGACCAGGAGAGGUUGGAGCUAGAGAUGAGCAGGCUGCACAAGCAGUUCGAGUUGCUACACCACACCAGCACGAGCGGCGGUCUUCGCGCGUCCUUCGAGCUAGAGGUGAAGGAGGCGCAGAAUAGCUCAAUUUGCAACUAUACUGUGGAAUUGAUACCCGACAACCGAGGCACCCGGAUGCCAAAGGACCUCGAGCACGUCAAGUGCAAUCACGCCGGUAGCAGCUGCCAGGACACAGGCGGCUACUGCUGCAUACAGACCUAUAGGUACAUCAAAGUGUCGUAUGGCAACGGAGAAGAAGAGAGGAUGAAGAUCUACGUGGGUUGCGUAUGUGCCCUUCAGGAUCUCAACAACGGUCUGUCGGUGGUGGAAUCAGAAUUACCUAUCAACGAUUGAUAUCGACGAGGACGAUCAAGGAAGGAUGACGACUCGCCGUGAUGAGGUGAUAAGAUGCGGCUAUCUUUUCAAGCCGAAUCAAAUGGAGCGCGUCCUUGAAUAGGGGGGACAUCCCGUUGUCGUCGUCUACAAUCCAUAAAUGAAUGCAUAUCUUUCUUUUCCUUUUUUUUUCUAUUUUCGCAUAAGAAUUCGUUUGAACAUUGCUUCUAGUGACGCGCGAGUACCAAGAAUUUAACAGAUUUAUUCAAUGUUUGACGUUCGAACGAUAGGAGAAGUAUAGUAUGGCGUAAUGCCGUGCAGUCUAAAAUAGGAAUAAGAAAUCGCUAUCGCAUGCAUUUGAUAUUUAUAGAUUCUCUUGGUUUUUGCGAUGUUGUUGCCAAACAAUGUGAUAAAACACGUACUCGAUUCAUAACGUAAUCGCUAAGGUAGUGUUAAAUCCGAUCGCACGUGUACGUAUCACGUAUCCGAAUGUAAUUAUCAUCGCGCAUUCAUCACGUGCGCCGUUUAGAUAGAUAAUGAUUGCGAGUGAAUCACAAAUGCCUAUCGCGAUUGACGCACAUUAUCUGUUUAUUGCAUAAAUUGUAUACACCAUAUCAUCUAUUUAUUCUCAUCAGCAUCUAUUUAUUUAUAUUUAUUUAUUUAUAUUUAUUUAUUUAUUUAUUUAAGUAUUUAUCUAUGUAUGUAUUUAUUUUUCGCAAAAACGAUGUGCAUUGUACAAAGACUUCUUUCAUGUAUCGAAAAUAAUAUUAUUUAUUUCGCGCCGGAAGGAACGAGGAUACAUAGCAAGAUAAUUUCCAGCGACAUAAUGUGUAAUUGGAAUUUACAUAUUCAGCAUAAUUGGCUUACAUAAUAAUAAGAUAAUGUGACUAAUAUUUUUAUGGUACAUGUCGAUCAAAAUAAGUGUUGGAACUUUGUAAUUUUUCUAUACAAUCUCAGAUAAUAUUUUUGCAGUCUUUUUAUGUACAUUUUAUAUGCACUAUUAAUAUAUAUACAUUUAUAUAUGUAUGUGUAUGUGUGUGUGUGUGUAUGUAUUCAUAAGAAAUAUGAACAGUAUUAAUCUAAAAUAUCGAGCAUCGGUAUUAACUAUAGGGAUGCAUUUACAAAUUUAAUUAGCAAAUUUGCUUUUUUACUUAUAUAGAAUCGAUAGAAGAGGAAACAAACAG